AGCAAGACGUUUUUAUCUAAAUCAAACGCGUAAUGUGUGUUUAAUAAUUAAACUCUAUUCUCCUUGGUUUUAGCUAAAUAUUAAGCAUGGAGAAAUAUAUCUGUGUAAAGGAUUUGGAAAAUGCAGCAUUAGAUUUGUUGCCAAAAGCAACGAGGGAUUAUUAUAAAAGCGGAGCGACGGAAGAACAAACACUGGCGGAAAACAGCACAGCUUUCAGAAGAUUACGCAUUCGCCCAAAAUGUUUAGUGAACGUGGAACGUACAGACUUACAAACCCGAGCUCUGGGUAACUAUGUGUCCAUGCCGGUCGGAAUAUCUCCGUCAGCUAUGCAGCGCAUGGCUCAUCCGGAUGGAGAACUUGCUAAUGUAAAAGCCGCUGAGGCGCAUGGCACUAUUUACAUUCUGAGUACUAUCGCUACCAGUUCCAUUGAGGAAGUGGCUCAAGCUGCGCCUAAAGCUACCAAAUGGUUCCAACUCUACAUUUACAACGACAGGGAGGUCACCAAGAGUUUGGUUGCAAGAGCUGAGAAGGCUGGUUUUAAAGCAUUAGUUUUAACGGUUGACACGCCGCUGUUUGGUAUCAGACGCGCAGAUAUUCGGAACCAAUUUACUCUACCUCCACAUUUGAAAUUGGCAAAUUUUGACGGGCAUCUAUCAACCAAAAUCCAAAGCACAAAAGGUGGCAGCGGUUUAAAUAAUUAUGUCAGUGGUUUGUUUGAUAAAUCAUUGACAUGGGAUGCAAUCAAGUGGUUAAAGUCUAUCACGAGUAUGCCUAUUAUCGUGAAAGGCAUUCUGCGACCUGAUGACGCCGUGAAAGCGAUUGAAGCUGGGUGUUCAGGAAUCCUAGUUUCCAAUCACGGUGCGAGACAAUUGGAUGGCGUCCCUGCCACGAUUGAGGUUUUGCCGGAGAUAGUAGAGGCAGUGAAGAAGUACAAUACUGAAGUUUACUUGGAUGGAGGUGUUACUACAGGAACUGAUGUCUACAAAGCUCUGGCACUGGGCGCAAGAAUGGUAUUCGUGGGUAGGCCUGCUUUAUGGGGCUUGUCAGUUGGAGGACAGGCUGGGGUACAGAAAAUGCUAGAUAUUUUCCGCACCGAGUUAGAGUAUACUUUACAAAUAGCAGGGACUCCAAGUAUUUCUGAUAUCACAAGGGACAUGGUAUGUCACGAAAGCGUCUACUGUAAAUUGUAAAUCCGUCACAUACCAGAGAAUGGCACAGCAAGAAACUAUAGAAUACUGUAUACUUUUGUUAAAAGAUACCCGACAACAAUACGGGUCGGGCAUUUUCUCCGAGAUCUAAAUUUUUGUAAUAUUAUUUAUUUGAAUAUAAAACUAUCUAAAUUU
Molecule: messenger RNA, 1343 nt
Organism: Plodia interpunctella (Indianmeal moth)
Lineage: Eukaryota; Metazoa; Arthropoda; Insecta; Lepidoptera; Pyralidae
Gene: Hao
Product: Hydroxyacid oxidase
Exons: 9
Coding region: 87-1190 (367 amino acids)
Molecular function (GO): FMN binding; oxidoreductase activity
Source: RefSeq, a predicted model, not a curated record